AUGGCUGGACAAACCCAGAAUCUUCAGAAACGAGCUGUAGUCUCGUCGUUCAUCUUCCAUUUUCCCAACGGCCCGUCGGAAAAGCCACAGGUCGCUCUCUUUAGAAGGAGUGCCAAAGUUAGCACAUACCAACAUCGGAUCGCUCCAAUCUCCGGGUCGAUCAGCCGGACCGAUCCAGACCCUCCCACAGCGGCAUGGCGCGAACUCUCCGAAGAGACGAAACUCACCUCUUCAAACCUCUCCUUGUGGCGAUCAGGGAAGUCAUUCACAUUUUCUGACGAGUCCGUCGGUCGAGAAUGGACGAUUCAUCCAUUCGCUUUUCGUCUUGCGGAGGGAGCUGAGAAAGCCAUACAGACAGACUGGGAGCACGAAGGAUGGAACUGGUACGACCCUACAACGGUGGUCAACAACGCUAGCUCCGGGGAUGAAUACGUCCCACACCUCAGAGAAAGCCUGCGCAGGGUCUGGUUCGAAGGCGAACUGAGUGAUGCGGCCGGGGAGGCCUUCGCCUCCGGGUUGGAGAAGUUGCACAAGGACCACUCGAGCGGGUCGCAUGAGCUGACUACCAUUGCGCUGGAGAUAUUCCGGGACUAUGUCACCCAAACGAAGGACUACAUAUUUGAGGCAAAGUGGUGGGACGAUGCACGGAUGGCUGCGUGGCAUCUUGUCAAGAACGGCCGGGAAAGUAUGGGUGCGGCUACGCUGAAUGCUCUGCUUGCGAUUCUAGAGGAGAUGGAUGAGAUCCGGCGGAUGGAUUCAUAUCCGGAAGACACUUUCGAGCGUAUGAUUACGAUCAUCGACCAUCAUCUUACAGGCCGAAAGGGCCGCGCGGGCUUAGUUAAGGAUACAUUUGCGUCUUAUGUGCGGUCGAAUAUCCUUUCCGAGGGAAGGCAGAGGGAAAAGCUUACUAUCGUCACUCUAUCAGCCAGCUCGACGAUUCGCGAUACCAUGAUAGAAGCCUUUGCUUCGCUGGAUAUCUCGACGCUGGAGCUGCACAUCCUCGAGUCUCGUCCGCUAUUCGAGGGAGUCAACUUUGCGUCGUCUAUACUCUCAAAAUUCCGCGAGCAGUUCAAGGACUUGACGGAUCGACUAGACGUCAGCCUCUUCACGGAUGCCGCCGCCGCCAUCGCCGUAAAGGGCGCUGAUAUUGUUCUCCUCGGUGCAGAUCGGAUCUCUAAAGCAAAAGGUGUCAGCAACAAAACAGGAUCCCUUCCUCUGGUUCUUGCUGCCAAACACGUCACCCCAUCUGCGAAGAUUGUUGUCCUCAGUGAGCUUGAAAAGGUGAAUGGGGAGAGUGGUAUCAUAGACGACGAGAAGCAUGAAGACAAUGAUCCGAGGGAGGUCCUUCGGACAUGGAAGGCUGAUGGGGUCAAGGAUGUCGGGCGCGUUGAGGCUGCUUUGAGCUCUGGUCAGGAAUCAGGCUCUACGGUGACAGUGAGGAAUGUUUACUUCGAGUGGAUACCUCUCUCUUUUAUAGACGCUUUUGUCAGCGGCGAAGGUGUCCUUAGCGAUACAUGGAUCCAUGAAAAGGCAAAUCAGCAGGAUGAGCUUGCACGAUGGUACUUUGAUAGCAUACCUGUUCGGUAUUAG
Molecule: messenger RNA, 1590 nt
Organism: Aspergillus calidoustus
Lineage: Eukaryota; Fungi; Ascomycota; Eurotiomycetes; Eurotiales; Aspergillaceae
Source: the annotation of a GenBank genome assembly